Fonsecaea erecta is the source of this 1833-nucleotide messenger RNA. RefSeq lists its product as hypothetical. Gene Ontology annotation, molecular function: transmembrane transporter activity. Gene Ontology annotation, cellular component: membrane. Lineage: Eukaryota; Fungi; Ascomycota; Eurotiomycetes; Chaetothyriales; Herpotrichiellaceae. The record is from RefSeq and is a predicted model, not a curated record. Bases 1 to 1833 code for a protein of 610 amino acids. The transcript has a single exon. Gene Ontology annotation, biological process: transmembrane transport.
AUGUCCUCGUCGACGUCCCAACCCACCGAGCACCCCUCGAGCUCAACAUAUACCCCAGCUUCCACGAUCCGCACCCCCGAGUUCGACAGCGACGACUCCCCCAUUGUGCAGACUCAGACGUCUCGCGAAACCGAGUCCCAGAGCGUCGAGCUGCGGAAACUGCACCACGUUCCUCCACCGGCGGAACACACCGACACAGAAGAUGAGUUCUCGGAAAGCGACAGCGAUCCGGGGGAGGGGGAUGAUGAUGAAGGAUAUGGGAAACGACGCCUGCGGAGGACCGCAACACACUCCAAAGACUUCACGGAUGAGGAAGAGACCGCUCUGGUGCGCAAGCUGGACCGCAGACUGGUCGUCUUCUUGGGCUUUCUCUACAUGCUGAGCUUCCUCGACCGCUCGAACAUUGGCAACGCUCGUAUCGCCGGGCUGGAACAAGACCUCGCUCUCUCGUCGGCGCAGUACGAUUGGCUCCUCACGGCUUUCUACAUCACCUAUAUCGGCUUUGAGUGGAUGAUCUUGCUGUACCGCAUCCUCCCUGCGCACAUAUACAUACCCCUGUGUGUCUUGUCGUGGGGUCUCGUGGCGAGUCUGCAAAGUCUGACUACAUCUUUCGGCCAACUGCUCAUCCUCCGUGGCAUCUUGGGCAUCACCGAGGCCGCGUUUGGACCCGGCGUGCCGUUCUACAUGACAUACUUCUACAAGCGCUCCGAGCUAGCCUAUAGAGUGGGCUUACAGAUCUCCGCUGCGCCGCUGGCGACGAGCUUCGCCGGCACCCUGGCCUGGGUGAUUGUCAAGCUGAGCCAGAAUGGGCCCAUCGCUCCCUGGAGAGCAUUGUUUUUGGUGGAAGGGUUUCCCUCCAUCGUCACAGCUGUGGCCGCAUGGUAUUGGAUUCCCGAUUCGCCGUCGAAGGCGCGGUAUCUGACUGCCCGGGAGAGAAAAGUUGCGGUUAUGAGACUGCGGGCGGAAGAAAACCAGAGUUCUCAAUCUCGCGAGUCCCCACACGCCUCAAGUGCAACAUCGUUAGCCCAACGGCUCAACGUCAAAGAAAUCCUGGCCACGAUCCUCGAUCCGAAAUCGUACCUGACGGCCCUCAUGUUCCUCAGCGUUAACGUCUCAUUCAGCUCGCUCCCCGUCUUCCUCCCCACCAUCAUAAACAGCAUGUCCUUCACCCCUUUAGCGUCCCAGGCCCUAGCAGCUCCACCCUACCUCUUCGCAUUCUUUUUCGUGCUCAUGGUGGGUCGGUACAGUGAUAAAGUCCCGGACUCGCGAUCUUUGUUUCUGAUGGGUGUGGCUCUACUCAGCGCCAUAUCAUACGCCGGGAUCGCCGUCGCGGGCUACUUACACGAGUCCCUGGGCGAGGCUGGGAGCAUCACGAUCCGCUACGUCGGCGUUUACGGGGCGGCGAUGGGCCUCUUCUCCUCGGUUACGCUCAUCAUCACGUGGACGCUGAACAACCAAGCCACUGCGACGGGCAAGGGCACCGGCUUGACCAUCCUGAACGUCAUAGGCCAGUGCGGUCCGCUGAUCGGGGUGCAUUUGUUUCCCCGCAGCCAGGGCCCUUUGUACGUCCAAGGCAUGGCCGUGUGUGCCGCGUUCAUGGCGGUCGGCGUCGCUGGCUUGGCUGGUGUGCUGAGACUGGUCCUGCAGCGUGAGAACCGGAGGAACGGAUUCGGGGAGAAGGAUCCCGGGCUGGGCGGCGAAUAUGAAAUGGUAAGUAAAGAGGACGAAGAUGGCGAGGGGGGAGCGGCAGGUGACGAGGACGCCCAAGAGACUUUGAUCGGCGGAGCGAGGAAGAUUGGAGCUGAGAGUUCGGGAUUCAGGUAUAUGUUGUGA